GCAGGACAGGGUCGCCUCUGAGCAGUCUGUCUACAUGUAUUUUUAUUUGGAUCUGGCAUUGCACCAUCAAACAAACACAACACACAAAAUUCAUUGUGCAAAAUGCCCCAAAAUCUGUGCCGGUGUGGGCCCCUGGUACUCGGCGCGGCGAACCGGGCUGUUUACUGCUCUGGGCCGCUGCUGGACGCCGUACAGAGGUCAAACAUGUUUCCGGACUGCAAGACUUUCGUGGACAUGAAGAGCAAGUAUCCGCCGGAGAGGGUGCUGGCCGACUAUGAGCUGUUCCGCAAUUGCCGGAAGAACGAUGGUUCCUUCCAGUUCCUGCAGAUGUUUGUGGAGAAACACUUUUUGGAGAAAGGCACCGAACUGGAGCAGUGGACACCGCCCGACUGGAAGUGUGAGCCGCCGUUCAUCAACAGAAUUGCAGAUCCGGAUCUGAGGAAAUUCGCGGUGGACCUAAACGGCUUGUGGAAGGUGCUGGGCCGGCGCAUGAAGGACGAGGUGAAGGAAAAUCCAGAGAAACACUCCAUCGUGUACGUCCCCAACCCAGUGAUUGUGCCGGGCGGCCGCUUCAUCGAGUUCUACUACUGGGACUCACUGUGGAUUAUCCGCGGUCUGCUGCUCUGUGGGAUGCACGAUACGGCCCGGGGCAUGAUCGACAACUUCCUCUCGAUAGUGCGACAGUACGGAUUCGUUCCGAACGGAGGGCGCAUCUACUACUACGGACGCUCGCAGCCUCCGAUGCUGAUACACAUGAUGAAGUCCUACGUGGACAUAACCAUGGACGAGAAGUACGCCAUCCAGUCGCUGCCGCAGCUCGAGACCGAGUUCGACAACUUCAUCGAGAAACACCAGGUGCAGGUGAGGGGUCGCACCAUGUACCACUACAAGGACUGCUCGACGGGACCGCGGCCGGAGUCGUAUCGCGAAGACGUGGCCAGUGCGGCGGACUUUUUGAGCGAGCCCGAGAAGGAGCGGCACUACACGCAGCUUAAGUCGGCCUGCGAGUCUGGCAUGGACUUUAGCUCGCGCUGGUUCAUUGCCAGGGAUGGAACGAAUCGGGGCACGCUGAAGGACAUCCAGACCACGUCGAUAGUGCCGGUCGAACUGAACGUGAUCCUCUUUCGCAGCGCAAAGAUCCUGGUCGAAUUCAAUCGCAAGGCGGGCAACACCGCCAAGGUGGAAGAGUACUCGGAUAUUGCCUGCGGCCUCGUGAAGGCGGUGCGCGACGUCCUGUGGAACGAGGAGGCGGGCAUCUGGCUGGACUACGAUCUGCUCAACAACAAACCGCGGCCCUACUUCUCCGCCUCCAACUUCUCGCCGCUGUGGGCCCGCGCCUAUCCCCUGGUGGACACUGAAAAGAUCGCCCGGGGCGUGAUGAAAUACAUCAAGACGCACAAACUGGACGACUACCCCGGCGGAGUGCCCAACACAAUGAACAAGGAAACCGGCCAGCAGUGGGACUACCCGAACGUGUGGCCCCCCAUGAUGUUCAUGAUCAUCGACGGGCUGUACAAUCUGGGAACGCCCGAGGCCAGGACAAUGUCCGAGCGCUGGGCUCAUCGCUGGGUCAAGAACAACUACGAGGCCUACAGCCAAACGGGCUUCAUGUUCGAAAAGUACAAUUGCGAGAAAUUCGGCUCUGGUGGAGGUGGCGGGGAGUACCAGAAUCAGACGGGUUUCGGCUGGACCAACGGCAUCAUUCUCGAGUACCUCUUCAGGUAUGGCCAGGAGCUCUCCCUUGAGGAUAGCAGUGAUGUCCAUUGCAAGUGCAAGGUAGGAAAAGCGAGUAAAGCAGGCACAGGAGGCACUUUCAGUGACUGCCCGGAGACAAGUAACGCACGAAUGGACCCGAAAAAGAAUUACAUCAUCACCAGCGACAACCAUAUCGACGCCUGUAAUAGCCCGUUCCUCAGCCCGAUUUCAAGUCCAGGUGCCAGUCCGCAUAAAUCAGUGGACGAGACAUCCAAUCGGGUGAAACAGUCCCUCGUGGCGAACAUAGUCGGAAAUCCUGUGGUUCCCAGUCCGAGACGAUCCACGGGACGAUCAGUGCUUCCCAUUUCAGGACGAUCGACGAUCACCAGCUAUCCACAACUAAAGGAAGCUGCUGCGGGCGAGUACACUGAGCAAAUUGUUCCUCGGGAGCAAGCCUCUGCUAUUCCUUACAUUCGAGACCAGUCGGCUGCUAUUCCCAGUCCCGGACGACUUACGAUACCUUCUCAACCAGAAUCCAGGCUCCAGUCCAUUGCUCGAGCACAAGACACUGAUAUUCCUCACAGUCGAGAACAAUCCGCUGCUUAUCCUAAAACUCGAGAACAGUCCGCUUUUGAUCGUCACAGUCGAGAACAGUCCGCUUUUGAUCCUCACACUCGAGAACAGUCCGCUUUUGAUCCUCACAGUCGAGAACAGUCCGCUUUUGAUCCUCACAGUCCAGAACAGUCCGCUUUUGAUCCUCACAGUCGAGAACAGUCCGCUUUUGAUCCUCGCACUCGAGAACAGUCCGCUUUUGAUCCUCACAGUCGAGAACAGUCCGCUUUUGAUCCUCACAGUCGAGAACAGUCCGCUUUUGAUCCUCACACUCGAGAACAGUCUGCAGCUAUUCCCAGUCAAGGGCGAACCACGAUCGAGUACAUUAAUUCUCCGGAGCGUUACAUUCGAGAACAUAGCAGUGCUGUUCCCAGUCCGGCACGAUCUCCGACGCUUACAGUUGAGAACAAUACAAAUAAGCUGCUGAUCCUUACGGUUGAGAACAAUAACAACAAUAAUGUCAUUCUUAAUCAACGACUAUCAAGGAACGCGCCUCAGGCUGUUCCUCGAGAACAAACCAAUGGUACUCAAAGUCCGGGACAAUCACCUAUUCAACGAGAAUCCGGCAUCCCGUCUCCUGUGGACUACACUGCUUCUACUGAUCCUUACAGUCCGGAAAAAUCUGGUGUUGAUCCAUACGAUCGAGAACAGCACGCUGCAGAUCCUUACAGCCGAGAACAGUCCACUGCAGAUCCUUACAAUCGCGAAAAAUCGGCUGCAGAUCCUUACAAUCGAGAACAGUCCACUGCUGAUCCUUACAGUCGAGAAAAAUCAGCUGUUGAUCCCUACAAUCGAGAACAGUCCACUGCUGAUCCUCACAGUCGAGAAAAAUCAGCUGUUGAUCCUUACAAUCGAGAACAGUCCACUGCAGAUCCUUACAAUCGGGAAAAAUCAGCUGCAGAUCCUUACAAUCGAGAACAGUCCACUGCUGAUCCUCACAGUCGAGAAAGAUCAGCAGUUGAUCCUUACAAUCGAGAACAGUCCACUGCAGAUCCUUACAAUCGGGAAAAAUCAGCUGCAGAUCCUUACAAUCGGGAUCAGUCCGCUGCAGGUCCUUACAGUCGUGAGCAAUCUGUUGCUGAUCCUUACAAUCAAGAAAGAUCCGCUGCAGACUCCUACACUCAAGAACAAUCAGCUGAAGAUCCUUACCAUCGAGAGCAAGGCCCUGUUGAUCCUUACAAACGACCACAUCUCUGUGGGGCUCCCAACUGUCCAGGACAACACAGGAUCCUGGCCGCUAUCCCGUUCACUGCUGCUGCUGUUCCUUACAAUUCCACUACCGUGCCUCACAGUAGAGAGCAAGACGAUGCUGAUCCCAGCCCGGAGCGUUCCCCGGUUCCUGGUCAUCGAGAAACCAGGUUCGCUUCCUGUCACCAGAGUGACCCUCUUUCUGUGCCUCGAGAACAAGUCGCAUCACUGGCUCCCACCGCAGCUGGGGCACAGAUGCUUAUGUUAGCACCCAACGAAUGUUCUCCCUGUGGGUGUGGAAUCAGCUCACCCCAAACUUCGGGGCUUCAGCAGAGCGCAGAAAUCGUUGGCCCCCAACACAGUAGAAGCCAUUCGGGAUACGAUGGUCCAGAUCCUCCACAAGGCUGCGCCAUCUGUCCGCACUGUGGCGGCAUCCAGGAAGAACCGACCGUAGACUCUAAGGCAACAAACCAGCCAUCGGUAACAGGUAUGCCAGUGAAGAAAGUGGAGCCAGUUGUACCAGGGAAGCCAGAGAUGCCAUCGGAUUGUGAAUGUGAAACGCCGCCUAUCAGUAGCACCAAGCUCCCGGCCGUAAAGCUGUUCCCACUGGCCGAUCGAAAAGACACAGAUUGUCCGGAGGAAUCCAAGACCGUCGAUACGUUGUGCUGCGGUUGCCCCAUUGACCCCAAGUAAAAAUCUGACCAGAAACUGUAAAAUUCCAAAUUUCAAUCUCAAUAUAGCCACUGCCGAAAAAAAA
Drosophila pseudoobscura is the source of this 4252-nucleotide messenger RNA. RefSeq lists its product as uncharacterized. Gene Ontology annotation, molecular function: alpha,alpha-trehalase activity. The record is from RefSeq and is a predicted model, not a curated record. NCBI's taxonomy places the organism in Eukaryota, Metazoa, Arthropoda, Insecta, Diptera, Drosophilidae. Bases 103 to 4188 code for a protein of 1361 amino acids. Gene Ontology annotation, biological process: trehalose catabolic process. The transcript has 4 exons.